Molecule: messenger RNA, 2301 nt
Organism: Monoraphidium neglectum
Lineage: Eukaryota; Viridiplantae; Chlorophyta; Chlorophyceae; Sphaeropleales; Selenastraceae
Exons: 14
Coding region: 1-2301 (766 amino acids)
Biological process (GO): amine metabolic process
Cellular component (GO): plasma membrane
Molecular function (GO): primary methylamine oxidase activity; quinone binding; copper ion binding
Source: RefSeq, a predicted model, not a curated record
AUGGCCUUUAUCGUGGCGGUGGCUACCUUGCUGGGCGCGUCGGUGGUGGCCGCCCAGACCACGCGCUGCCCGUCCUGGGGGGUGGCCAACGGCCAGGGCGUGACCGAGCGCGACCGUGCGGCCGUCGAGCCCGGCGUGUUCACUGAGCUGUCCGAUGCGGAGCUGCGCGCCGUGAUCGCUUACCUCGGACGCGCGCUCAAGACGGAGCCGGCACUGUACCGAAACUUCAUCCACGGGGCCUGGCUCGAGGUGCCCCCGAAAUCGGAGGUCCUGAACUAUCUGGACAACAACGGCCCCAAGCCGCAGCGCCGCGCGCGCGCCAUCGUCGUGAUGGGCGCCUCCAAUCCGCCGGUGGUGCAGGAGGUGCUCGUGGGGCCGCUGCCGAACCCGACGCAGCACUCGUUCGCGCUGAUCAACCGGACGGCGACGUCCCUGCCGUUCAACCUGCGGCCGCACAGCGGGGCGGACAUCCCCGGGCAGAUCUACCACCUCACAAGCAUGGCGGCCGUCCUCAAAACCUUCUUCCGAGAGGCUUUUGGGGCCGCCUAUGGCGACGGCUGCGAGCCGAACUGCAUGUACGACAACUAUGCAACCGUCGGGUGGCUGUCCGAUCAGAUCCCGCGCGCGGUGUGGCUGUGGUUUGUGCGGCCGCUCAACACGGCGUCGGACGGCAACUUCCUGCACCCGCUGCCGCUGCAGGUCGCGAUCGCGCAGAACGGCCAAAACCCCGAGAACUGGAGGAUCGUAAAGAUCUGGUUCUGGGGCAACUGGUUUGACUCAGCAGAGGCGCUGGCGGCGGAAUGGGCCAACCCCAACAGCAAGCUGCGGGCCCUCAAGGUCAAAUACCCAACUGGCAGCGAGAUGCUGUACAGCGCGUUCAAGCAGCGGCCCGGGCCGCGGCGUGGGGAGAGGCAGCCGAUUGGGCCGAUCCAGUUUGAACCCUACGGGCGCAGGUUCACCAUCACUGGCAACAAGGUCAGCUGGCUGGGCUGGGAGAUGAACGUAGGCAACAAGCCCACCUCGGGGCCGCGGCUGUGGGACAUCCGCUUCAAGGGCGACCGCAUCGUGUACGAGCUGUCGAUGCAGGAAGAGAUGGCAGCGUAUGGCGGCGACGACAUCGUGCAGAGCCACACGGUCUUUUUGGACAGCCACUGGGGGGUGGGCGCGUCGGUCCGCGAGCUCGUGCACGGCGUGGACUGCCCCCUCACGGCCGCCUACAUGGAUGUGGUGACGCUGUACAAAGGGAUGGCGGCGCCUGUCGUUCACAAGAACGCAAUCUGCGUUUUUGAGUCGGACCAAAACGUGGCCGCACUGCGUCACUAUGACUACGCCUUCAAGUACUACGGUGCCGUGAAGAGCCACGUGCUGACAGUGCGCGCGGUGUCUGAGGUGUACAACUAUGACUACAUAUGUGAUUUCAACUUCUAUGUUGAUGGCACUAUUGAGCCACGCGUACAAACUUCUGGGUACAUCCAGGCUGCAGGCGGCUUCCGCCCCUACAUGCGCAACAAGUUUGGCUACCCACUCAUGUACAAUGUCAGUGGGUCCAUCCACACGCACCUGAUUGCCUGGAAGGUUGAUAUGGACAUACUCGGCACCAGGAACAGCAUCAACAUGCACACCAUUGGGCUGCAAAAGACAACCAUUCCAGGGCUGGGCCUCAGCGUAUGGAACCACAAGUAUGACGCCAAGAUUUGCGAGAAGGAGGAUGAGACAGGCAUCAAGUACGACGCAAACAAGCCUCAAUUCCCUGUGUUUGUAUCAGAAAAUGGACCCAGGAACCUCAACAAGUGGGGAAGCCUGAGAGGAUACAAGUUCAUGCCCAAGAGCGUGAUGCACAACCUCAUACCGGAGGGCGAGGGCUGGGGUGCCGGGCUAGGCUUUGCCAACUGGGGCUUCAUCGCGACCGUCCGCAAGGACAACGAGCCCGACAGCAGCGUGAUCUACUCCCAGGCCGACCUGGCCCACGCCCCGGUCCGGCUGCAGACCUUUGUUGAUGGCGAGGCGGCGCGCAACCAGGACCUGGUUGCCUGGGUGUCCUCGGGCCUGUACCACAUACCCAUCUCCGAGGACGCGCCGGUCACGCCGACUGUUUACAACCACCUUGGGUUCAUGCUGGUGCCGUUCAACUACCACAACGAGAACGCGGCCAUGGACAUGGCUGACCGGUUCCAGAUCGACGACCAGGCGCCUGAGGAGCCGCCGGUGCAGCUGUACGCGUACACGGACCAGCCCAACAAGUACCAAUGCAUCCCCAGCUUUGACAAGGUCACUUUCAGCAAGGUUUGGGACGCAAACUAA